Psylliodes chrysocephalus is the source of this 408-nucleotide messenger RNA. The record is from the annotation of a GenBank genome assembly. Lineage: Eukaryota; Metazoa; Arthropoda; Insecta; Coleoptera; Chrysomelidae.
AUGCUAUCAUGUUUUGCGUGCCUAUCAGUAUUAGUCAAUUACAUCGUUUUUAUGACAUUCUAUCCAGCCUGUCUUUCUUUAAUAUUAGAGCUGUCCCGGAACACUUCAAUGUAUGGCAAAAAUAGCAUUUUAUCGAGAGUAUUUCGUGAAGAGGACCACAAAUCGAACCCUGUGGUACAACGCGUUAAGCUUAUAAUGUCUGCUGGAUUAAUGAUCGUUCAUGCACAUAGUAGGUGGCCAUUCAGGGAAGACAAUACAGAUGAUAUCGGCACAUUGGUCGUUGAACAACGUAUGACUUUAAAUCGCACCGAAGAAAAUGCUCUACAUGGAUAUAUAAUAAAUAUAGCUCAGUUCUGGAUGCAAGGGAACCUUAAUUCAUUAGGCGGUCGUUUAAAUUAUAAAAUUUAA